AUGACUGAUUCAAACAAUAACACUGGUCAUCCAAUUCAUCUUCAUCCGUGGGCAACAUUAAUUCAAAUUCAUCCAACUGGAAAAGAUGAGGGUGUUAUUUGUGGCGGAACUUUAAUCACAAAAAAACACGUGGCAAGUGCGGCUCAUUGUUUCCAACAAAAAUUUCUUGACACUUCAAACGGAGGUCAUAAAAGAUAUUGCGAUGCGUAAGGAUACUGUAGAUCUAAUUCUAAAAGAUAAUUUAAUUUAGAGAUGCAAAAUAUUCGGAGGAAGAAAUAAUUCGUAGAACAACAUUAACAAUUGGAGCAAUAUGCACAAAUCUUGAUAAAGAUGUUGGUUGUACUUACAAAGAACAAUUAGGUCGACAAUACCGUAUUAAAAAUAUGUUAUUCGCUGAUUUCUACAAAAAUAAUUGUGUCAACGGCGAUGAUAUUGUGAUUAUCGAAUUAGAUCAAGAAAUUGACGAGAGUACUGUAUCCAAUUAUGCAUGUCUUCCAUUUGAAAUCGAAGAAGUUAAAGAUAAUUCUACUGUAACAUCUUUCGGAUGGGGAACUGAUCGUAAGAAAUUAGAACUUAUUUAUUUUUAGAUUGAAAAUAAUUUUUCCAGCUGGCAAGGCUUAUGACAAAAAGCCAUAUCCAUUUCUUCAAACAGUUUCACUAACUAAAAGUUCACACGCAGAAUGCAAAAGUUCUCGAGGUGGUGUUAUUCCAUCUGAUUCUUUUUGUACUGUAGAAGAAGAGGAUAAAAAUGUCUGCGCGGUAAGAAUGAAAAAAUAGUUUCAAGUGGCCGAAGUGUUAAUUUUUGUCUCAAAAUUUCUGCUCCAUUCCCACAAGAAAUUUUUUUAAAUGAUUUUGGCUAAAAAUUACGACGUGGCCUAUUUUCCAAUUUAAUUUUAAAAAAUUAUUUUUUUAAAUGCACUUCACGAAAAAUUGCCACGUAGCAAAAAAAUCGUUGAAAAUUCUUAAAUAAGUCACGUUGCCUAAUUUCGAAUAGCAUUUUCUAACAAAAAACAUUUUUUAAAUGUUCUAAUUGGUUUUAGAAUUUCAGUGGAUUGAUAAUAUUCCAAAAAAAUCAUCAAACUGAAAAUAUCAAAGUUCUGAAAACUUACUACAUUUUUGCAGGGUGACAGCGGUGGUGGUCUUAUGCGUCAAUACAAAAAACAACACUACAUUUCAGCCAUAAUAUCCUACGGUACAGAUUGUUCUCAACUAAUCAAAGGUGUGACACCAAAAAAUCAAGUCAAUACUUCAAUCAGAUAUCAUCAGAAACUUAUUACUGAUUUUAUCAAUAAGAAAUAA
This is a messenger RNA of Caenorhabditis angaria, 1299 nucleotides long. NCBI's taxonomy places the organism in Eukaryota, Metazoa, Nematoda, Chromadorea, Rhabditida, Rhabditidae. The record is from the annotation of a GenBank genome assembly.